Molecule: messenger RNA, 4407 nt
Organism: Populus trichocarpa (black cottonwood)
Lineage: Eukaryota; Viridiplantae; Streptophyta; Magnoliopsida; Malpighiales; Salicaceae
Product: myosin-2
Exons: 26
Coding region: 370-3963 (1197 amino acids)
Biological process (GO): actin filament organization; vesicle transport along actin filament
Cellular component (GO): cytoplasm; actin cytoskeleton; vesicle
Molecular function (GO): actin filament binding; ATP binding; microfilament motor activity
Source: RefSeq, a predicted model, not a curated record
GUUUUUGUCAAGAAACGAAUAAAAAUACCCUCACCACCUAACGAGCACAAAAUUUGAAUUCCUGCAACCACAAACAACAUUACAAAAAAGAAGAAGAAGAAGAAAACCUUAAAGCAGCAACAACAACGACACUACCCACAACAACAACCUCAUCAAACCUAGUAAUAAGUUCUGUUCUGCUGUUUUUCCUUCUUUUUUUUUUCUAUAAAAAAACAGCUUUUUUCCCUCUUUCCUUGUUGUCUCAAGAUUAAGGUUUCUUUUUUGGGUCUUUAGCUUCGAAGUGGACAAGGUGGCGUUUGUUGGAGACAAAGAUUUCGAGUUUCUGGUUACCAAUUGGUUUUGACAUUGGAAGAAAAAUUGGCGAUAAAAAUGAUGUUAUCAGCAUCACCAGCUGCGGUGACAAGGAGCUCUCUGGAGGAGAUGCUAGAUUCGCUGCGGCGACGAGAUGAGGCUUUGGAGAAUUCAAAGGACCUGCCGCCCGCUUUGCCAGCACGGCCUGCUUCUAGGGCACGGCUUCCAUCGGCACGCCACUCACUGCCUACAGACUUUAAAGUUGGUUCCAAUGGACAAGUGGAGAGCAAAGUGGAGACAAGAGUUACUAAAGUGAAGGAGUAUAAUAAAAGAAAGGAGAAGGAGUUAGGGUACAAAUCAGGGAGUUUUGGAAGCAAGAAAAUGAGGAAAGAUCAAAAUUGUGUGGAUUCUAAUCCGUAUGUAGAAGAGAAUAAUGAGAAAGCGAAGGGACCAGUCACGGGUUCAGUGCCAAAGGGGAAAGAGCCAGAGUGGGAUGAUAACAUUGGUUAUUUUAUCAAGAAGAGGCUACGUGUCUGGUGUCGGCUCCCAAAUGGGCAGUGGGGGAUAGGAAAGAUACAGUCAAAUUCAGGGGAUGAAGCAACUGUUUCACUUUCAUCAGGAACUGUUAUCAAAGUGUCUACAGAAGAGCUCAUACCUGCAAAUCCUGAUGUCCUUGAGGGUGUAGAUGAUCUCAUACAGCUUAGUUAUUUAAAUGAACCUUCUGUGCUUCAUAAUGUUAAGCACAGAUAUGCUCAGGAUCUGAUUUAUAGUAAAGCAGGGCCAGUUUUGAUUGCUGUCAAUCCUUUUAAAGACAUUCCAAUUUAUGGAAAUGAAACCCUCACUUCUUACAAGCAGAAUGCUAAGGACAGCCCUCAUGUUUAUGCUAUAGCAGAUGCUGCUUAUAAUGAGAUGAUGAGAGAUGAAAAGAACCAAUCCAUAAUCAUAAGUGGUGAAAGUGGAGCUGGGAAAACUGAGACAGCAAAGUAUGCUAUGCAGUACUUGGCAGCUCUUGGUUGUGGCAAUGAUGGUAUGGAGUAUGAAAUCCUUCAGACCAAUUGUAUACUUGAAGCAUUUGGGAAUGCAAAAACAUCCAGGAAUGACAACUCUAGUAGAUUUGGAAAGUUGAUUGAAAUUCAUUUUACCGCAUCAGGAAAGAUUCGUGGUGCUAAAAUCCAAACUUUCCUACUCGAAAAGUCAAGAGUAGUUCAGCUUGCCAAUGGUGAAAGAUCAUACCAUAUCUUCUAUCAACUUUGUGCUGGUGCUCCAUCGACUCUUAGAGAUAGACUUAACCUUAAAAUGGCCAGUGAGUACAAGUAUCUUAACCAGAGUGAGUGCUUGGUAAUCGACGGUGUUGAUGAUGGCAUGAAGUUUCAUAAGCUUGUGGAAGCCCUGGACACUGUUCAAAUUCACAAAGAAGAUCAAGAGCAGGCAUUUGCAAUGCUUGCUGCAGUAUUAUGGCUUGGAAACAUUUCAUUUCAAGUAAUUGACAACGAAAAUCAUGUGGAGGCAUUGGCCGAUGAAGCUUUUAACAGUGCUGCCAGGCUAUUAAAUUGCAGUGCCCAGGAUCUGAUGUUGGCUCUAUCAAGCCAUAAAAUCCAAGCUGGAAAGGAUAGCAUUGCUAAAAAAUUGACAAUGCAGCAGGCUAUUGAUAGAAGAGAUGCAUUGUCAAAGUUUAUCUAUGCAGACCUGUUUGAGUGGCUUGUGGUACAAAUAAACAAGUCAUUUGAAGUGGGUGAACUGAUGAUUACUGGGAGAUCCAUAAGUAUCCUUGAUAUUUAUGGAUUUGAGUCAUUUAAGAAUAAUAGCUUUGAGCAAUUUUGCAUAAAUUAUGCAAAUGAGAGGCUGCAGCAACAUUUCAACCGGCAUCUAUUUAAACUUGAGCAGCAGGAGUAUGAAGAGGAUGGGAUUGAUUGGACUAAAGUUGAUUUUGAGGAUAACCAAGAGUGCUUAAAUCUCUUUGAGAAGAAACCUUUGGGGCUAUUGUCGUUAUUGGAUGAGGAAUCAAAUUUCCCCAAUGCCACUGAUUUAACCUUUGCCAAUAAGCUCAAGCAAUAUUUGAAUGGUAAUCCUUGCUUUAAAGGUGAAAGAGGCAGGGCUUUUGGUGUUUGUCAUUACGCUGGAGAGGUUGUGUAUGAUACAAAUGGCUUUCUGGAAAAGAACCGAGAUCCAAUGCACUCUGAUUUCAUCCAAUUGCUAUCAUCAUGUGGUUGUCAAUUACUGAAAUUAGCAAGUCCAUCCAGCCAAUUUGGUGGGUCGGAAUCCUCGAUGCAAAGUGUUGGCACAAAGUUCAAGAGUCAACUCUUCAAACUAAUGCACCAGUUGGAGAAAACUACACCUCACUUCAUUCGCUGCAUAAAACCAAAUGCUAAGCAGCUUCCUGGCCAGUAUGAAGAUGAUCUUGUCUCAAAGCAACUCCGAUGUUGUGGAGUUUUGGAGGUUGUGAGGAUCUCAAGAUCUGGAUAUCCUACUCGAAUGACUCAUCAAGAAUUUGCAGGAAGGUAUGGUUUCCUGCUCCCGGAGACAAAUGUAUCUCAGGAUCCAUUAAGCUUGUCAGUUGCUGUUCUCAAAAAUUUUAAUGUCCUCCCUGAAAUGUAUCAAGUUGGUUACACCAAAGUGUAUCUUCGGAUGGGCCAGAUUGGAACAUUAGAAGAGCAGAGAAAACAGUUUCUGCAAGGUAUUGUUGGGGUUCAAAAAUACUUCCGUGGUGGCCAGGCCCGUCACAAUUUCCAUGAACUCAAACAAGGAGUGAUGAUAUUACAAUCAUUUGUCCGUGGUGAAAACUUAAGAAGGAAAUUCAAUCACAUUAAAAAGAAGUGCACAGCUAGGGCUCCCAUAGCAAUGGACGAGCAGCUAGUGGCAGCUGUAUAUUUACAAUCUGUAAUCCGGGGGUGGUUGGCUCGAAAGCACUUCAACAAUAUGCAUAAAAUGAAGUGGUUAAUCCAUGAGAAUUCAAAUUCUAAAAGAAAGCCAGGCAAGAAGAUUUCAGAAGUGAAGGUCAUACCACAAGAGCAGAUUGACAUUCAGACUUCAAUUUUGGCAGAGCUCCAAAAAAGGGUUGUUAAAGCAGAAGCAACAAUUGGGCAAAAGGAGGAGGAAAAUGCUGCACUGCAAGAGCAAUUACAACAGUAUGAGAAAAGGUGGUCAGAUUAUGAGGCAAAAAUGAAAGCAAUGGAAGAGAUGUGGCAGAUGCAGAUGUUAUCAUUGCAAACAAGUCUUGCCGCUGCCAGAAAGAGUCUUGCUGCUGAUAACACUGCAGCCCAACCUGGAAAACUUGAUUCUUCUACAUCACCUCGCGAUUAUGAUUCUGAAGAUAAUGUUUCAAUGGAAUCACGAACUCCUGGUGGGAACACACCCAACAUAUUUGCUAAUGCCUUCCCUGAUUUAAGAGCAGGGAGGGAGAAUAAUGGCUCUGUAAAUGUAGUCAACACUCUCGCAAAGGAAUUUGAGCUGCAGAAACAAAAUUUCGAUGAUGAUGCCAAAGCAUUAGUUGAGGUCAGGGCAGGACAAUCAGCUUCCAACAUGAAUCCUGAUGAAGAGCUUCGAAGAUUGAAACUAAAGUUUGAGACUUGGAAGAAAGACUAUAAGGUUAGAUUACGGGAGACAAAGGCAAGGCUUCACAAACUUGGGCAUGGAGAAGUUGAUAGAAAUCGCCGAAAAUGGUGGAGAAGAUAGGCAGGCAUGAGAGGAUCAAAAUGAUCCAGCUUAUGAUAUGAUCAUAUUUGGUGUGACAUGGAGAAAGUUGAAGAGUACUCAAAGCAGCAAUCGAGGAGCGACAAUGCUUAUAGGAAGCUGCUUCCUUUCCGAUUCUGGAUGUGUUGCUUUUAUUCUUGUUAUGGCAACUGCAAUUGGUAUGUAUAUUUCAUGAGGGUAGUGUAGAGAAAUUGUACGCGUCUACCAAUUUUUGUUGCUUGGUGGAAGGAUUGACGGCCAUGUGAAUAGCCAGAUAGGUUUGUUCCUGUCCCAGUUUUUUUUUUUUUUAGUGGAAGUCAGUUGUAUAUUUUGUUAGCGUAGAUGCAAGGACGAACUUGGUAGUCCCAAUUGUGAAAUUGCUGUAUUGCUUGUUAUGUUGUUCUAUCAUAACAAGUAUAUUGUAAGUAAUUUGUUUCCCCCCCUGAA